This is a messenger RNA of Miniopterus natalensis, 1081 nucleotides long. RefSeq names its product translocase of outer mitochondrial membrane 22 (gene TOMM22). Gene Ontology annotation, cellular component: mitochondrial outer membrane. Lineage: Eukaryota; Metazoa; Chordata; Mammalia; Chiroptera; Miniopteridae. Gene Ontology annotation, biological process: intracellular protein transport. The record is from RefSeq and is a predicted model, not a curated record.
CGAUUCCGGUGUCCCUCCCCCCCCAAUACAGCCAUGGCCGCCGCCGUCGCUGCUGCAGGUCCUGGUGCUCCCCUGCCCCCUGACGAAUUGCUUCCUAAAGGCGAUGCGGAGAAGACUGAGGAGGAGCUGGAAGAGGAAGACGACGACGAGCCAGAUGAGACCCUGUCGGAGAGACUCUGGGGGCUGACGGAGAUGUUUCCGGAGAGGAUCCGGUCCGCGGCCGGAGCCACUUUUGAUCUCUCCCUCUUUGUGGCUCAAAAAAUGUACAGGUUUUCCAGGGCAGCCUUGUGGAUUGGGACAACUUCCUUCAUGAUCCUGGUUCUCCCUGUCGUCUUUGAGACUGAGAAGUUGCAAAUGGAGCAACAGCAGCAACUGCAGCAGCGGCAGAUUCUUCUAGGGCCUAACACAGGGCUGUCAGGAGGAAUGCCAGGGGCACUACCUUCACUUCCUGGAAAGAUCUAGUUUGUUACUGCUAUAUUUGACCUGUCUUGGUGGGAGAAGUUUGAAAAUUCAAUAGUGUUUGAACUGCUUUUUUUUUUUUUAACUUUGGCACAUUGAGCUACUUAAACCUGGUUGGGAGAAUCUUCACCACAUUGUCUCAUGGAGAGAUUCCCAACUUGCAACUGUGCCCUCCACGCUGUCCUGACUUACUACUUCUGUCCUCACUCUGAUACCGGAGUGCAGCAGUACAGAUGGUUACUCCAACUCUGGCCAUCCCACUUCUUUCACUAAAUUACUCCUGACUGGAAGAUCUCAGUGUCUCACUGUGGAGUAGGAACUGGUGCCAUUGGGAAGGAUGUACCCCUGACCAUUAACAACAGUUUUGUUUUGAUGUGCACACUAUACGAAAUACAGAAUGCAUUACAGCUGUAGUGUAAAAGUAGCCACUGUGAAUUUCUAUGUAUGUUGGAAAAGAGAGAGGUCGGCAGCAGCUUCAGCCACAGGAUGGGGACUGUGGAGGGCAGAGCAGGAGCUCACUUCCUCUGCACAUUUUAGCUAUUAGACCUGUGUGUGUGUCUAAAAGAGGAAAAAGUCAGUGCCCACUUUUGUAAUUAAACAUUAAAAAUUAUUCCAGCCAAAA